This is a messenger RNA of Blepharisma stoltei, 575 nucleotides long. Lineage: Eukaryota; Ciliophora; Heterotrichea; Heterotrichida; Blepharismidae. The record is from the annotation of a GenBank genome assembly.
AUGUUGGACUUACUUAAGUUUAACGUCCACUACGAGUAGCCGUUUCCAGGGCCGCCACCAUAUUUAUCACGUGUCGGGACCAUGAACCUCUGGAUCGAUUCAUUUUGUUGCACCAGGGCAUGGGACAAAUACAGCGUUUCGGCUUCGAUGGGAAUUAAAUGUUGGACACUAAUAACUUUGCCUUCCUCCUGGAAUCUGAAGUGAAAGGUAGAUUGAGAACUUCGACUGCGAGCACAGCAGAUAGCAGUGACAACUCACAUUGAAAUUUAGAAAGCUUCGAAGCUCAUUACACACAUGAAAUAGAACCAUCUUAUGAUUUUUCUAACUCCACAAAUUGGCUUCAAUUAAUGAAUCCAAGCGAUGCACUUGCUUUGUUUACCCCAAUGACAAAAGAACAGGAUGAGCACUAUUGUGCUCUAAAACCAAGAGUUGAAAAAGUCUUGGAGCUCCUGAAUAGUACUCUUACUACUAUUUCAGUCAAAGAUGACUGCUCUUCGCAGCCUUCUAGUGUAAAACUCGCAAUGCCAGGUAAUUCACGUCUUUUGAAUAGAAGAAGAGCGUUGACGAUUGUUUAG